This is a messenger RNA of Amphibalanus amphitrite, 933 nucleotides long. RefSeq names its product growth hormone secretagogue receptor type 1-like. The record is from RefSeq and is a predicted model, not a curated record. Gene Ontology annotation, biological process: G protein-coupled receptor signaling pathway. The transcript is spliced from 2 exons. Lineage: Eukaryota; Metazoa; Arthropoda; Thecostraca; Balanomorpha; Balanidae. Gene Ontology annotation, molecular function: G protein-coupled receptor activity. Gene Ontology annotation, cellular component: membrane. Bases 1 to 933 code for a protein of 310 amino acids.
AUGGCUGCCAAGAUGAUAAUCGGCACCCUGCUCGGUCUGCUGAUCGUGGCCACGUCCGGGGUGCUGCCGGUGGUGGUGUCUCGCUACCGGCACCUCCGCUCGGCCACCAACUACCACCUCUGCGUGAUGAGCAUCGCCGACUGCGUGGUGGGGCUCAUCAUGGUCGUCUCGGGCGUCCUGUGCGCCCUGCUAAUGGUCGUCAACACGGCCUGCUCGACCGCCUCGAACGUCACCAUGUUCUGGCUGGCGCUGGACCGGCGCACGGCCGUCCACAACCCUCUGCUGUACCCGCUUCUGGUCACCUCGUCCACGGUGGGCCGCCAGCUGCUGCAGACGCUGGGCUUCAUCGCGCUGCUCAUCGGGUACGUGGUCACGUGGCGUCACCUGGCCGGCGCGCCCUUCCCGGCCGAGAUCCCUCGGUGCGCCUCCUCCUCGCAGCUGGUGUUCGGAGACGUCGGCACGGUGAUCAACAACGGCGUCAACCUGCUGGUCAGCUUCUCCACCGUCAUCCUCUGUAUCGACGUGCUGCUCGUGGCGCGCCGCACGCUGCGCCCGAACGUGGCGGCGCUGCCGCACGAGCUGGCCGAACGUGCACGGCUGCGAAAGCACGUGCGCACGUUCUACUACCUGCUGCGUGUGAUGGUGCUGUACGGCGUCUGCCUGAUCCCGUUCUGCAUCACUGCCCUGCUGAAGGCCGUACUGGAUAUCAAGGCCUCCCUAGAGGACGGACCUCUUGCCGAGUCCACGGCUGAGGGCAGCACGGCGCUGGCCCCCACCAUGGACUCCGAUGAUCCUCAGAUCCUGUGGUUUGUUAUGAUGGUGCUGCGCGGUUCGUUCCACCUCGUCGACUCCUGGCUGUUCUGCAGCAGUCCAGAGCUGAGACAUGCCAUCCUGCACUAUUUCGGAGGCGACCGCUUCGACCUUUACCCAUAG